This is a messenger RNA of Aplysia californica (California sea hare), 2114 nucleotides long. RefSeq lists its product as uncharacterized. NCBI's taxonomy places the organism in Eukaryota, Metazoa, Mollusca, Gastropoda, Aplysiida, Aplysiidae. The record is from RefSeq and is a predicted model, not a curated record.
GGUGUCAGAGGUGACGCGUUGUUUGGAGAUAACAAGAAUAAUAUAUUUAAUCAAUAUGACGUAUGAAGAACUCGUACUUGGAUCCGCAGUAAGGGAAGUGGUUUAUUCCAGCAGACAGAGUUAGAGACAAAACUUAAAACGGUUGUUCCUGACAUGCGAAAAGAGAAAUGGUAAAUUCAUUUGAUGAAGUCACAGCGUGCCCGCCUGUUUUACUCACCAGAGAAGAUGGCAGGAUGUUCAGCAAGAGAGAGAGCCAGUUCCAAAGGGGUAAGAAAUGUCCUUUACGAAGAAACCAUGACACCGAAAAGGCGGUUACAGGUGGAUUAAGAACCAACACUAACUCGUAUAGCUCUGAAGUGUUGAAGUUUAUUAACGGUUUCCAUGCAGUUGAAGAAUUCGAUAUUUACAAACAUUUGACUACGAAAAUAAUCAGAGUGUUGUUUUGGAGUUUACACCCCGGAAAAGAUCACGCCAGUUUUUACAAGAAAGGGAUUUCCUCUCCGAAUCGUCCUGAGAAUUGCACAUCAUUUCAGCAGGAGAGGCCGAGGCAGGCAGCAGGGUCUAGUGAUAGCCAGGACAUUUUUUUAGAGAUUGCUGAGGUAGAAUCGAUACGUUAUUUGUUGGAGAUUCUGAACACACAGGAAGAGCACUCUACUUAUGUUCCAGACAUCGUAGAAGAGGAGAGACAGCGGGGGGAGGAGGAGAGGGAGGAGGAGAGGGAGGAGGAGGAGGAGAAGGCGAAGGACGUGAUUAAAGACAGAAAGUCAAUGGAGGAAUACCAGGAGAUCCUCAUGACUGUGGAAGUCUGUGACGAGUUUAAACAGUCACCUGCGAUGAAAGCGCUAGUCACUGACGCUUCAGAGAGUCGAGGUUUGUGUGAUGCAGAGUCUAGCAAAGUGGAGGUGGACCUGGCGGUUAGAUUGUUCAUCGUCCAGCAUCAUCGCUACCCCAACGCCAAAGAGCUGCUUUCCGUUUUGAUUGAUUUGGAUUACAAUACUAACAAUAUUAUGUCAAAGUUUGUCAACAUGUACAACGCCAUGAGUGAAGAGGAGAAAGGGAGACAGUUUCAUCCGCAAACGGUACCCAGUUCAGACGGUGAAGACGGUUCGCCUGACGUCACAGCGGAAGUCCCAGAUGUUGAGGAAACGGUUGACGAGCCCGAUCAUCUCAACAGUGAGAUGGCUGGAAACAGUAAUGACGUCAGCGAUCCCACGAGCAUUGUGGGAGUCGUCGAUGGUGAGAGCAAUGAAGAGAUUGAAGGAAACACGAACGACAAGAGCGAAGAAGCGACUGAGGAUAGCGUCAAUGACAAAAGCGCGGAUGAGGUGCCAGAGGAGAUGACGACUCGACCACGCCACCCCAGACCGGUCCUGUCGCGCAGGGCCGUGCUUGAGAGAGAGAGCAAAUACCUGAAGAAGGCAACGCGCUGUCUUCUGUGUGACUCGAAGCCCCCAGAGGUCACGUUCUUGCCUUGCUCACACUUUCGCACCUGCAGCACGUGCUCCACAACAGUCGACUACUGUCCGGUCUGCCAAAAGCGUAUUCGUGCUCAGGUGCAAACGUACCUGGCCUGAGCACUCACGUGGCGGGAGCUGCUAUGAAAUGAUUGUAAGUUUUCGACAAAACCGAAUGCUUACGUCAUUUUGACAAACCGUAAUGUUUCCAAACCUUAAUGCUUUCAUCAUUUUGAUAAACCUUAAUGUUUACGUCAUUUUUAGAAACCUUAAUGUUUCCGUCAUUUUUAGAAACCUUAAAGCUUCCGUCAUUUUGACAAAUCCUAAUGUUUCUGUCAUUUUGACAAACUUUGAUGUUUACGUCAUUUUCACAUAAUGUUAACGAUGAUAUCAAUUUACAAAUUUUAUCAAAGCUAACAAGCUUUUCUUAUCUUUUGGUUGCAAUCAAACAUAGAUCAACUAAGAACUGCAGCUAAUUUGUAGAAGCUUUUCAUUGUUGUGUUUUCUUCUAUUAUGAAAAACAAAUCUUAUUGUGCAAAUCUUAUCGUGACUUUUACUGUGUUCUCAUCAUAGAAUUCAAGUCUACAAUGUUAAUAAUUGAUAAAUAUUGUAAUUAUGAUUGUCAUUGUAAUUGUAAUUAUAAUAGAAAUUGUAAUUGUG